AAAAAAAAAAAAUACCAUCCUGUCUGUCUGUUCUCCCUCACUCCCAUUCUUCCCUCCUUUCCCCCCCUCUCUCUCCUCUUCCAUACACAUCUUACUAUUCCAAACUUCAAUAUUGGCUGACCCCAUUGUCCUCGUCUUUUCUUUUACAGGACGUUCAUUAUUCCUUUGUUCCUUUUUUCCUUUAUUCUUUUAUUCCUUCCUUCUUUCGUUCAUUCAUUCAUUCAUUCCAUGUCGAGUGCUACCAACGCCCCUCCGCUCAACCGGAGGGCUUCUAUACAUUCUGCUCCUCGUCCAGCUCAACAAUCUCGACAAUACUCAACCCUUGAGAUCGAAGUUGAAUACAUUAGCACAGGACCAUUGCCUGCUCCAAGACAGCCCUUACGUGUGAACGAACCCACUAGCCUUUCAGAGGCAAACAUCAACAACAAGGCUCAGAAGAAUGGAAAAGAUGCAGCUCUCAACAGUGUCAUGGAGGAGGACGAGGAAGGGGAAGAGACAGGUGCAGGAACAAGAGUAGGUGUCACACGCUAUACACAAUCCGCACAACCACCCUCAAUACCGACAUCCACACGACCCUACCCUGCGACACUCCCUCGUCAGCGUCCCUCACGACCCUUAUCUGAACAGUACUAUCCUUCACAACAACAAUCUGCGCACCACCAUCAUCUGCCAGACGAUCAAUUUGCUCGAGCCUAUCAGCCAUCAUUACAACCAAGAUCCCAGGGAGUCACACCUCCUAUUCAUUCGAAUCGUCCUGGUCCUGGCUUUAGAGGCUACAGUGCUGGCAGCAGUGUUAGUAGUAACGUGAGCGGAUCCCAGGGUCAGGCUGCCAUCCCACAGAGCGAAUACUUACAAUCAUCACAUGCGCAGCACGACGAGACACCCGUUCUUUCAUCUGCUGGAUCGCAAUCUGACGACAAUGACGAAGACGAAGUUCACUCACCAGUGGAUUGUUUGCAUCCAGUCGGAGAUGACGAUGAUGAUUAUGGUGAGCUAGGAGAGCAUUCUGCAGCGGAAUUAGGGGCCGAAAGCUUUGGCGGAGCAGACGGUCACAGAGUCCCUAGCAACAUUGAUCAGAGCGAACACAGAAAGGAUGCAAGUUAUCAUGAUGUGCAAGAGGCAGUACCUGAGCUGGAAACGCAGGAGACCCUCAAGAGAGAGCGAACUAGAAUUUUAGAGCGGACUGUGGUUAAUAAUUGCCGUCAAAUUGACUUUAAGGAUAUUACCAACAUCCAGCCGUUGAAGCGGGGUGGCUAUGGCGAGAUUCAUACAGCAGAGUGGUCUCGACUUCGAGUUGUCCUGAAACGUGCUCUACCCGAGAACAACGAGGGCGUCGAGCAAUUUGAUCAAGAGGUAUGUCUAGAAAUUGGAAUACGCUUAGUAUGCCUAGUUUAUUGACUGUAAUGACUAUUCAGUUUAAAAAUAGGUUGUUGUUUAACAAAAAUAACAACAUUUUCUCAAAAUGUAUCUCUUGUCUAUGCAUUUAAAUA
Lobosporangium transversale is the source of this 1490-nucleotide messenger RNA. RefSeq lists its product as hypothetical. The record is from RefSeq and is a predicted model, not a curated record. The transcript has a single exon. NCBI's taxonomy places the organism in Eukaryota, Fungi, Mortierellomycota, Mortierellomycetes, Mortierellales, Mortierellaceae. Bases 229 to 1398 code for a protein of 389 amino acids.